AUGUCGGUGCGGGCGGCGGGGGCGGGCGAGGCGCGCCGGGGGAGCUCCUGGAGGAGAGUUGUCCCAGGUGGACCGGUGCUCGAGGACGCGCUGGGGCCGUCGGAGGCGCAGCCACCUCGUCUUCAACCUCACGUCAAAGGAGUGGCUCAAGCACUCGACCGGUUCCGCGAGAGCAUGGAGGAGGUGGAGCGGCGCUACCAGUGCGUGAUGGUGGCGGCGGUGCAGACGGUGGAGUCGGCGGCGCAGGGGCUGCGCGUGCUCAACGUGUUCAAGCCGCUCGCCGCCAGGAAGUCCCUCUUCUCCGUUUUCUACGUUAUGAUCGAUCAUAUCCUGAACCUGUUCGAGCGCGACUUCGAGGAGGUCGAGAAGGAGUACGUGUUCCGCUCCAUGAAGGUCGGCACCAGCGGCUUCUACUUCUCCAAGAUGGCCAAGUGGGCUACCGACACGCGCAAGAAACUCGAGCAUGAAGUCAAUCUCCUGAAGAACCAGUCGUGGCUGCCCUACUACCCGCGGCUGGACACGGUGUACGAGCGGUGGGCGAGGACGGUGGCGCUGCUGCAGGGCGUCGUCCAGAACAUGUACGCCGCCUGGAACGCGUCGCUGGAGCCGCAGCCGUCCAGGAGGCUGACGGCGCCCGUGUUCGUGUGGAAGCCCGGCCCCGUGCAGAACAUCCAGGCCAAUUUCGAUGUCCACCUGAACAAGAACCUGGAGGAGACGAAGGCGUGGAAGGAGAUGGGUUUCGAGGUCCCGGAGAGCCUCAACCACAUCUUCCAGGAGAGUGAGGUGUACCUGAGUCUCAAGAAGCAGGUGCUAGAGUGCUGUGGGAGCUUCAACAGCUUCAUGACCCGGAUGUCCCGCCACGAAGCGCAGAUGUUCGAGGGUCAGGUGGAGAAAGUGGUCCGGGCCUUCUACCCGGGCCUGUCCUCGGUCACGUGGGUGCACCGCCAGCAGGCCUCUGCCCUACUGAGCAAGUGCAAGACCAUCGUGGAUGCCUUCCAAGCGCAGCUCUCCUACUACCUGACUGUGAACCAAAAGCUCUCGUCAACGCUGAUGGAGGCGAAGGAGCUGGUGCUUUUCACCAAGAACGAUGAAGUGAUCUACGAGAACGAGGGCUUCCAGGAGGACCUGGAGCUCCAGCGGGCCCAGGCCAUGAAGGAGGUGAAGGAUGCGUUCCUGCAGAUGGAACAGGUCUUGGACAACUUGAACAAAAAGAUGAUUAGCAAAUCUAUCCCCGAAUCUGUCGAAGCAUGGACUGCAUAUGUCUUCAGGAUUGACAACCUCUUCUUGGACUGCCAAAGGGAGAUCCUGAGGAAGUCCUUGCUCAUGUUCGAAGGAAUGCUGAUGGGGUCCCGCAGCUGCCCCACUGAGCAGCUGGCCCCAGUCUUCAAGAUUUCAGUCCGCCUUCUGGACGGGAAGAUUGUGUGCACGCCAUCAGUGAGUCGAAUCUCAGAGGCUGUUUCACAGUUGCAAAAGGUGUUCUCUGAGAGCCUGAGCAAGAUACCCUGUCUCUUACGGAAAUUUGCAUUAGAGAAAGCGAAGGAACACGACCACUUAGCAGCACUGCAAGAUGAAAUGUGUGAUAAACUCCAGACAAAAUUGACGGAAGAGUUUGAGAAGCAGGUGAACACUUUGAAAGGGAAGUUGGAAGAGUGGCAGCAGUACCGGGACUUAUGGGAAGUUGACAAGGCAGAAUUUUUCCAACAUUACUUGAGUUGUGCCAACAGUGUCUACAUCUUCGAAACCGACAUCAUGACAUUUGAACGUAAGCUCAAUGAGAUUGAAGGCAGUAAUGAUAACAUCAAAGUAGGGACUUUCUAUGCAAACUGUGAGGAGCUGAAGGUACAGCUAUCAACCCUUUGCCGUUCUUGGAUAUCAGAAUUUGAAAAUAAUCUAUUCAAAAUCGCAUCUGAGAAAUUGGACACUCUGUAUAGUUACGGCCAAAAGACCAAUGCGCUUCUGGAUAGUGACCCACAGGACAUUCCGUCGCUCCUCACAGCAGCUGACGAAUGCCACCUUGCCAAGAAGCAGUUGGCCUUGUAUAGGGAAGAAUUCACACCAGUGAGGGAGCAGUUCCAUGUAUUAAAGAAGUACCGCUAUGUUAUCCCUUCUGAUGUGGAUGAUCGUCUUGCUAAGUUGGAAAAGGAAUGGGAUUCUGUGGAAGCUGCACUGACUAAUAAAAUCCAUGAACUGAACACUGACCUCAACGCACACAGGAAAAAAUUCAGUGAUCGUUCAGAAAUUGUAAUGGAGGAAGUGGACGCCUUAAAGCAGUUCUUCAAGCAGACGUUGCCAACAAGAGUAGACAAGACCAUUCCAGAGGCUAAGGAGAACUUGGCCAAACUCAAAGAAAUGAUGGACGACAUUGUGAGCAAACUGGACAUCAAUGAGAAUCUAGAGCUGCUGAGUCUGCAAGUGAUUGAAUUUUCUGAACUGACGGGGUUCCAGCAUGACCUAGUUGCAGCAGAAAAGAUAUGGCUGUUGCUGGAAGAAUGGCAGAUAACGUGGGAAAAGUGGGCAGACUUAGUUGUGUGGGAAGUGAGUGUUGUGGCUCUGCAAGAAAUGCUGUCUGUUUACAGUCAGAAAAUCAGGAAUAUUCAGCCCUUUGCAGCUUUGAAUCUGGCAAAUAUAAAAGAAGGUACUGUGAUGGGUGAGAGCGAGUGGGAAGUCAAGGAAGAGGUGCUCAGUCACAUUGAAUUAUGCAAACUUCUUGUACCUUUGACUCAGAAUCUACAAACUGCUAAUUUAAAAUCUCAUCAUUGGGAUCAAAUCAAAUACCUUGUCAAGGCUGACAUUGAUAAGGAUUCUGAGAGCUUUACACUUGGGUACCUCCAAAAACUUAAUCUAACUUCUUAUAAAAGAGAGCUAGCAGAUAUAAUGGUGGAUGCCUCUGAAGAAACGAAGAUUGUCAACAACAUUAGAGAUAUUGAGAGCCUUGCCUCACAAAUUACAAUUGACAUGAGGGCUAUCCCCUCCAUGGGUAUCUCGGUCGUACAGUCAACUGUUGAGGCAAACUCUACCAUUGCUGAACUCAACAUGCGGCUGCAGAUUCUGGCUGGAUCUCAUCAUGCCAAACCCUAUCUAGAUGAGGUACAGGAUAUUCAGAAGAUGCUCUCCUCCAUGAUCAGUUUCCUUGAAAAUGUCGAGCUCUUGCAGAAAAAGUGGUCUGCCUGGGAGCCCUUCUUCCAUGUGAUGGAUGUCAGAUUCCACUUAGUUCAAGCCACGGCCUCCUUUGACUCACUCAACGACCGCUGGCGACAGGUGUCUGAUGAAAUGAGUGCAGAGAAGUUUCUCCAGCCAUUGGCUCUGCAAGACGAACUUCAGGAGGAAGUCAUCGGUGUGUCGGAAGGUCUUAACAGUAUCACUAACCAAAUCAAGCCAUACCUUCAGGAUCGAAGAGAACAAUUUUCACGGUUUUGGCUCCUGUCAGAUGACGAUCUUGUGACGGCAAUAUCCAUUGUUUUGGAUGGAGAACAUGCAAAGCCUUUCUUGCUGAAAAUGUUUACUACUGUAGCCAAGAUCAAACAGGAAAAGAACAGUCAGUUAAAUGCAAUGGAAGUUAUUGGUGUCUAUUCAAAAGAAGGUGAGUUCCUUGAGUUGAAUUCUUAUGUCCCAAUCUUGGGGUCCUUUGACACAUGGCUGCGCAAUAUGUCUUCAGGUAUAGAAAACACCCUGAGAGAGGGUGUAAAGCAGUGUAGGAAUAGCAUGAAAAUUGCAGGAGUAAGAGUGGAUGAGGUAAUCAAACUGUGGCCUCUUCAAGUUAAUGUUGUGGCAUUUCUGUUGCAUUGGACAAGUGAGACUAGCCGAGCUUUGGCAAAGUUCAAAGGUCACAUGAAUGCUGAACAGCUACAAUCCUUAAAGAAGCGUGUCCGGGAUUCACAAGUUAGGCUCGACAGCUCCCUUCAAGGUAACCUUUCGAAACUGAUGCGUGAGAGAUUUAGACUUUUUUAUUUGAUUAUCCUACAGUUAAGAGACUUCCUAACAGCAGCCUCAGAAAGUAGGAAGGGCUUAACAAGUGAAGGAGAGAUGCCCUUACGCUAUACAUGGGACAAGGACUCAGACAAUGUGCUGACACAGUUUGGAGCAUCAUCAGAGCUAACUUACUCUUGGGAGUACCAAGGGCUAUGGCCAUGCACAGUAUUUACACCUUCGAUUAACCGUGCAAUGGUCAAUGUGGCCCUAGUCCUGGCCCAAGGACUGGCAGUUGGACUCCACGGAGGAAACGGCUCAGGAAAGACCGAGAUCAUAAGGGCAAUGGCAAAUUUGGUGGGUCGCCAUCUAGUCUCUGUGACAUGCGCUCCAACCAUUACCUCUGUCCACUUAGCUCGGCUCCUUUUGGGAACAAGCCUCUCACACAGCUGGCUAGUCCUGGAGCAAGCACACCUUCUGAACCCAGACGUUGUGCCAGCCUUGGGUGAAAUGAUCCAGACGAUGCAGGCGGCACAGAAGGCAGUUGCAGGAAUCAAAGCUGGGAAGCCUUCAAAGUCACAACAGCAGCCCAUUAAGGUGUUCGAGGGCGUGAAGGUGAAUGUGUCGCCGCUUUCCGCUGUAGUGCUGGAGAUGAAUCACAAUUAUCCGUUCUCGAGAGACGCUAUGGACAUCCUCAGACGACAAUGCAGACCUGCUGUUACCGUCACUCCAGAUAUUCAGUGUGACCAUCGAAAGGCAAGUUCAAUAGACCAGUAUCUUUUUGCCAGCCUUGUAACAGAUUGCCAGAAGGCCCUGAUGACUACAUUUUCCUUCCAGCUUUUCGGCUUUAAUUCCUUCCCUCUGCUCGUGAAUCCCCAGCUUUGUUUGUACCCUGAUUCGCUUUAUAUCUGUUGCCUCGCCACACUCAUAAUCACCGAAUGUUACAUGGUAAUCGAAGGUUUCAAGGAAUGCACAUCACUGGCCCACAAACUUGGCCAGACAUUGGCCAGUCUCUCCACUUCACUGCCACGACGCCACAAAUACCAGCUGGGUGUAAGAAGUAUUCCUAUUAUACUUAAUCUUGCCAAGGAAGUGAUGAAGAGGCAGCCAGAAGUAGAUGAACUUGAUACCGUCCCCUUGGCUCUGAGAGAGUACCUGAUACCACAGCUGAGGGAAGAAGAUGCACCUAUCUUCAAGGAAAUGUUUCAGAUAAUGUUCCCUGAAUUUGACAUUGCUCCUUACGUUAAUGACAUUCUGAAAGAUGGUGUGACAGCAAUGAUGAAGAGUAGUAACUUGAUUGUCAAGGAUAGCUAUGUUGACAAGGUUCUACAGCUACAUGAUGCUAUCUCAAGGAACCAAACAAUCAUACUCUUUGGGAAAUCAGGAUCAGGGAAGUCCACAUCCCUAACGACCCUCGAGAAUGUUUACAACAAACUUAACUCUGAAGGGAAUGCCAGUUACAAGGCUACUAAGAGAGAGGUAAUAAAUCCACUCAUAGUUGAAGACACGACACUUUACGGGCCUUAUGAAGAUGCGAUUGGAAAAACAAAUGAAGGCUUCUUGUCACGGCUGGUAAGGAAGUCUCAGAAGUCCAGUCCAGUUCUUGAAACUUGGAUUGUCUUUGAUGGACCAUAUGGACACCCAUGGCUUCAUGAUUUCUUUGUCCACCUAGACGCAAGGAGCAAUUCUUUUAUGGGCAACAACCGACAGACUAUUCCUCUGCCUACCAACUUGAAAUUUAUCCUAGAGGUUGCUGGGGACAUUGGAUGUCUAACCCCAGCAGAACUGACCUCCUGCUUCGGUGUGUUCUUCCCGGCUCAGCCACUGUUAUGGGAAGAGGUUGUCCACAGUUGGCUGGGCACACUCACUAACUACAGAAUAUCCCGUGCCCUUCAGAGUUUGGUGAAGAAGAACCUCCCAAAUUUCAUAAACAUCCUACAAGAGAGUGAAGUGAAGAAACCUCACAUGAUCAUGAAGGCUAGAGCAUUCGUGGCUAUACUUAAUCACUUUUUAGACACUGAGUUGACACAGGCAGACACUGAAGACUGGGUAGAGAGGCUUACACCAGCUUUUAUUUUCGGCAUCAUCUGGUCCUUUGGUGCCUGCAUAUCCUCAUCUGAGGCCGACGAAUUUCGUGAAGUGGUGACGAGGAUGAUCGAAAAUGUACCUGAUGGAGGGAUUUAUGAUUACUGUGUGGACAUAACAUCAGGUCAAUUUAGGUCUUGGGCAAAAUUCACGACAGAAAUGGAAAUGUAUAACCCAUUUGUGAACACCAACAUUGUCAUGACUGACCGUAUUAUAAAAUACUCAAAGGUUUCCCAAAUCUUGAUGAGUCAGGGCAUUCCUGUCAUACUGAAAGGGAAUCCUGGGUCAGGGAAGUCGACCUUGAUAAAUGUCCUAAGACAAACUAUGAAUAGCACCACAGAUCUUGCUGUGGUCAGCUAUACAUCUUUCACCCAACCUAAGGACAUCCAAAGAACAAUCGAAGAAAACCUCAUGAAACAAGGCAAGGAUCUACUGGCAGGUAGAAAGUCAAAACUCCACUUGCUCGUUGAUGAUCUCAACUGCAGUGAAGGUGAAAAACACAUGCAUCAGGUCCUAGCAACAACCAAUUUUACUGCAAAGUACCGCAAAUUGUUCAAUCAUGAUAUUAAAUCUUUCCUUAGACUUCCUGAAAUUUGUUAUUUGUUCACUUACCAAACGAAAGAGUGUGUCUCAGGAGGGCAGGACGAUACCCAGAUGAUUAACAAUCAUGUUGAAAAUUUCUGGAUGGGGUCCUUUCAUCUGCUAACCCUACCCUCUUGCGAAAAUGCAGAGUUGGAAGGUAUAUUCUGCACACUCUUUGAUCAGAACCUAGGCCACUUUGAACAGGAAGUAAAGUGCUUGAAGACUGUAGUAGCAGAAGGGAUAGUACACUUGUACCGACGUAUGGGUGAAGUGAGCAAGCAAGUGUGUGGAGAUCACCUGCCUCUUGUUCACCACCCACGACAAGUAAUAUCUGUUCUGAAAGGACUUCAACUUGGGGAUGAAGAGACACAGGAUCGUGAUAAUUUCUUGAAGCAUCUGGCUCAUGAAUGCUUCAGAGUCUUCCAGGAUGUUGGUGUCAUACAACCAAAAGAAUUUGAAUAUCUGAUAAAUGAUGUAUUGUCAGAAUAUCUGUGCAUAUCCCUUGAUAAAGUUUGUGACAAUCCAGGCAUGUUCCUUCUGACCCGCCUCGCUAGUGAUGACAAUUUAUACACAGAUGUACAUGUUGACACUGUUCGAAAGGUGCUUAAGAGUGUAGGGCAGGCUCUGCUAGGUCCUGAUGGACUAUUUGCCAUUUAUGACAGUCUCAUCCACCAUACCAUUCACCUGAUAAGAAUCCUUGGGAAACAAAAGCCAAGAGAAGUAAAAUUCUCUAGAGCCCUAGAUAGCAUUGGAGGGCACCUCGUUUUAACUGGACCAGAGGGAUGUGGCAAAAAAACUUGUGCCCGCUUGGUGUCAUCUAUAGCUGGGUUCAAGACAUAUGACAUUAAUGGCACUGAAUCAGAAGCAGAAACUAAAGGAGAAGACAUUAUCAAGGAUCUCACUGAAGGUAUUUCGGUACUUAUUAUCAUUGACUGGAAUGUGUUGGGUGAUUUAAGGAGCAUCGCAUUUUUGAAUGAUAUUCUGGUUAAAAAACAGAAUACUGCAAAUCCUCAGGAGGUUCAGCAUACCUUACGAAUCUUGAUUUCCACUCCUACAUUAAAGGAAGCAUAUGAUAUUUUGAAGUACAUUCCUGCAGUUUCAAACUAUUACAAUGUUGAUUCAUUUCAAGAAUGGAAUACCGAAGAGCUUCAUACUGUCGCCAAGCAAAUUCUUAUGGAAAAAUUGGGGCAGUCACUGCCAGAACUGAAAGCACAAGCUGUAGCCGAAGUCAUGGCUUAUAUUCACCAAAAUAAUUCUAAAACAAAGUGGCAGCCAUCUUGCAGGUUCUUAGGUUUUCUAAAGUCAUUCUUGCAUCUUCAUGAUAAACUAUUAACUGGCAUCAUUGAUGAGAAAGAGAAACUCAACACAAGUAUUAUCAAGUUUGAGGAUACACAAAAACGUGUUACUGAACUCUCUAAACAGUUAGAAGAACAGCGUGCUCAGGUGACCUACAUCCAGCAGACAUGUGGCAGUGUUGUACUGAAGAUGCGCAAUAUUAAGUCUGAGCAAGGGAGGCUUGAGCAGGAUCUCAAUAAGAACUUGGGACUUCUGAAGAGGCAAAAAGAUGAGUCCAUAAGGAUCAGAGAACUCAUCAGUAGAGACCUCACAGCUCCAAAACAGGAAAUGAAAGCAACACAUAGAAAGUUGGAUCGUAUAACAAGGGCUGAGUUAGAAACACUCAAAUCCCUCUCUAGGCCUCCGCCAUCAGUUGAAUUGGUGUUUGAUGCAGUGCUAACAACCCUGGGACUUGAUCCUUCCUGGAAUGAAGCCAAGAAACAAAUGAGUAGUGGACUAAACUUCAUCUCAUCAAUCAGAAAAAUUCUAGUAGAAGAAACAGAUGAGAAAAUUCUGACCAGAAUUCAGGCAUAUUUGAAAAUGGAAGAUCUGAACAUGGAGAAAGUUACAGAGGAAUCAUUUACAGCUGCAACAUUCCUUAGUUGGCUUUGUGCUUUUGAAAAAUAUGUAAGAGUAUACAAAGACUACCAUCCUUUGAAAGUUCAGGCAGACAUUAUUACAAGAGAAAUUGAGGCAACAGAAGCAACAAUUAACCAAUAUCAAGAAGACUUGACUGGUUUUGGUAUGGAGCACAAGGUCCUAAUGGCUCAAUUGAAGGAAAAGGAACACCAGCUGGAAGUAGCUGAGGAAGAGAUGAAAGUUCUCGAAAGCCGAAUCCAGCUGGCCCAGAAGGUAAUGACGCAGCUUGGAGAAGACAAAAUUCACUGGGAGGAAGCAUUAUCGCAAUGUAGCGUUAAACUACGAAAUAUCUUCGGUGAUGCAGUCCUGGCAGCGGCUUAUGUGACUUAUUUGGGCACUUUUACCCAUGAAGAAAGACCUGAUGUAAUAAAAUCUUGGCAAGACAAGAUGAAUGAACUCUGCAUAUUCAAUACUGAAGACAGGACCAGCCUCGACAUUCUAGCUCCCAUGGAAUCCCAGGCAAAGUGGCACGAAGAAGGUCUGCCAAUGGACAAUUACUUGCUUGAGAAUGCAGCUAUUAUAUCCAACUCAGACUUGCCACAGCUUAUCCUCGACCCUCACUGUCUACUUGAACCCUGGAUUCACAAGAGGAGAGAUGCAAUGGAGAUCAACCUUGAAGAAGAGGAGUUUAUGGACGAGUUUGCUGAGGCAAUAUCUAUAGGCAGAUCAUGCAUCAUUACUCUAGAGGAGUUGUCCCUCCCUAUCAAAGUAUUGCAGAUUCUUGAGAUGGAGCGAGUAAAAUUGUCUGGCAAGGAUAAAACAUUACUCAAAGUUGGAGAUGAAACCUACGAGUUGCACAAGGAUUUCAGACUCUUUAUUAUUCUAAAGAGUAAUGUUGAAUACUUAGACAACAACAUUAAGACCCUUGUGAAUGUUGUAGACAUGCAAAGCAACCAGGAGGGUAUGAUGAAGUUGCUUACAAUGAGAGUUGCUUCCCACUGUCAACCAGACCUUAUUGAAUCCCUAAAGAAGAGCGAAUUCGACUUGCUGGAAAAACAAAACCAAUUAGCAGAGCAAGAGGCAACCAUAAGAAGCCUUAUGGCUCGUUUUGAUGAUGAUGUGCUUGAGGAGAGCACGCUGAUGGAGAUGUUACAGGCAGCAUGUGCCAAAGCAACAGAUGCAAAGAAGAAGUGCCAUGACUUACGCAAGUCCCUUGAUGCUGCUAAAGAGGGCAUAAAGACUUAUGGCAAGAUUUCGGGGCUCCUUACCGAAAUAUACAUCCUUGUGGAGCGACUCCCACUAUUCAACCCUUCUUUGGUCAUUGGGAUUGACAGGUUCAGUGCCCUCGUCAUUGGCGAGAUGCAGCCUCAAAACUUUGCCAAUGCCUGGGGCAGACUUCUCGAUGCUAACACGGUUAUCAAGAUGCUUCAAACGAUAUUCAGGUAUUUCCAAGAUCAAGUUGAUGAUAUUGCACUGGUGACAAUAGGCCUUGUGUUAGCCAUGUGGUACGAGUGUCACAUCGGUCUCACUACCCCCCAGUUUUGCUCUCUCCUGCAUGCCUCCUCCUCCUCACAGAUAGGAAGUCAGCUCUCAUCUCUUGAAUCCGAGAAGAAGGAACCAAAGGGCGAGAUAUCUUGUGCUGUGCCCAAGUCCUCUCAUCCUGUAUGGUUGACAGAUUCACAGUGGCUCGAAAUACUCUCCUUGUCUAAAGUAGAACCUUUCACAACUUUAAUUGAAAGUCUAACGACCCAUGAAAAGCUUUGGCGAGUAUGGUAUGUUACAGAGCAGCCAGAAACAGUGCCACUACCCAAUAAGUUGGAAAGAAAGAUUCGUGGGGUUGCCAAACUUAUCUUGAUAAACUGCCUCCGUCCAGACCGCCUGGAUGAAGCCUCUAUGAUUUAUGUAGAACGUGUACUGAGGGUGGAGGCUGAUCCUACAUCGGCUAAAGCAUUACUUGCUGUUGCUGGAAAGGGAUCACCCACUGAACCAGUUAUCAUCUACAGUUCUGCACCUCUUGAUGUGGAACACAUCUUGGGGCAAAUACAACCAUUGUGUCAUCCUGUCCUCAUAUCAAACCCAGAUUCUGUUAAUGUUUUGGCUCUCAGUGAAGGAAGAGAGGACUACCUGAACCUCAUCUUUCAGAAGUGUUGCCAGAAAGGAUUUUGGCUCCUUCUGAAAAAGGAUACAGAAGCUGAGUCAUGCAUAAAUCACUUAUGUAAACUUUUAAAGGAUAAGAGUAUUAAGGAAGCCCACAAGCGAUUCCAGAUUUGGAUGUAUUUACAGGAGGAAGACACACUACCGACCAACUUAAUGAUGUCCUGCCACAAAGUGUACCUAAGCCUCCCACAAACUGUCAAGGAAUCAAUAAUACAUUUAUACGAGCUCAUUGGUGAGUCUCGUCUCAAUGCCUACACUAACGAAUGGAGCAAAUGGUGCCUUAUGAGUCUUGCUCUCUUCCACAUCGGCUUUGUUACUCGCCAGGCCUUUGAAGACCCAAGUACGCCCCUCGCUCAGACGAUUGGAGAUGACCAGUGGGAAGAGGCAGAGGCUUGUCUAAGGUCCCUUGUGUCCGGAGCCCAUACAGUCGACGGCACACUUGUCCCAGCACUGCUAGAACAGCUCACAAGUAUCUACAUCAAUGGAGCAGUGACAGAAGAAAGCUAUAUCAUACUUACUCGCCUGCUGAAUGAAUAUCUAUCCAAUGAAGCGAUCCUGAAUAUUUCAAGUCGUGUCUCAGCUCUCACCCAUUACUCGGUACCACGAUCCACUUCAAUGGAGGACCAUACAGCCCAAAUGGAAUACAUUUACUUAGCUCAAAAUGUGUCACUCACCCAUGGUGCCCCAACACUUAUAUUUGAGAACCAGAGGAAAGAAGCUGAAAGUAUUAUCAUAGCUAUGAGACGAAUGGACAAAGCCAGUAAGUCAGAGGUGGCAACAGAGGCAGAUUACUGGAUUAAGAUGUUCACUCCAAAGCCCAAGAAGGAAAGCAGUACCGCACCAGCCCAGACUUCGCUACAGCUCAUCCUUAGGCAAGAGUUUGAACACUAUAUUAAGACAUCAGAAUCUGUUUUCUCGAAAUUGAAGCAGACAGACGAUAUUGAAUCUGUCUCUGAAAUCCUUGAAUCCCCAGAUCUCAAUCUUGUCCAGAACCAACAAGAUGCUGAUGAGUGUGACAUCGAGACGUUGCUUUGCAGAAUGCUUUGGCGUGGGUACUAUCUUACAGUAAUAGUUAACCAGCCUAGCCCCAUCAAAAGUAUUCGACUGGGCCUCCUGCAAGAACCUGCAGCAGCCUGGGCAGCUUUCAUCCGUAACAACUUUGGGGAAGUGCGCGCCCCAGGAAUGGAGGUGGCAGUCGUUACCCAGGCCCUGUGGGACAGCCUUGGCUUCAAAGCGGAGGGAGACAGUCGUGUGAUCGACGAAGAGGACGAAAUCACGACGCUCGUUCUCGAAAAGCUUGCUCUGGGCGGUGCCUCGUGGGAUGCAGACGCUGAGGUCAUUAUCCCAGAAGACCUGGCCGCUGCAACGCCCUUCUUCACGGUGCUGAACUUCACCAUCAUGCAGUUUACAGGCAAUGUGAAAAAAGAACUCAAGAAGUUGGGAGAAGCCUAUUGCACUCCAGUGUACGUAGGGUGCGGGAUGGACACGCCCCUGUUCUGGCUGCACUUGCCCCUUAGCACCGCCAUCUCCUGCAAGGACUGCCACCUGAGGGGAGUUCGCGUCAUUGCCACGUAGUGCGGGGAGAGAAUGGAAGAGGCGGGGAAGCGAAGGCAGAAAAUAAAGAAGCUAGAUCACUACACCGAAAGAGAGAGUAAUAAAAAUGAAGAAGAAUAAGAGAGGUAAAGAAAGCAGUGGAAGAGUGGAAGAAAAUAGAGAAAAGGGGGGAGGAAAAUAGUGAAGAGAGAGAAAGAAAUGGGGAGAGAGGGAGAAAACGAAAUUAAAUACAGGGGAGAGGAUGUUUGAAAGGGAUAAAUCUAGAUACAAUCAGUAGUAAAAUUUAAAUGAUUAUUUUUGUAUGAUUUGAUUAAUAUUAGGAAUAGUAUAUAUGUUUUUUGUGCAUUGCAUGCACAUACAUAUAGUAUAUACACAGACCAAGAAACUUGUGAAUAGCCACACACAUAUGAGUGUGUGUGUGUGAUAUGUCUUACAAGAAAAACACUGUGGAAGUUACAGGUAAAA
This is a messenger RNA of Penaeus vannamei (Pacific white shrimp), 12663 nucleotides long. Lineage: Eukaryota; Metazoa; Arthropoda; Malacostraca; Decapoda; Penaeidae. The record is from RefSeq and is a predicted model, not a curated record.